Haliotis rubra (blacklip abalone) is the source of this 2370-nucleotide messenger RNA. RefSeq names its product DNA damage-inducible transcript 4-like protein. The coding region runs from base 241 to 840 and encodes 199 amino acids. The transcript has 2 exons. The record is from RefSeq and is a predicted model, not a curated record. Gene Ontology annotation, cellular component: cytoplasm. Lineage: Eukaryota; Metazoa; Mollusca; Gastropoda; Lepetellida; Haliotidae. Gene Ontology annotation, biological process: regulation of TOR signaling; negative regulation of signal transduction; apoptotic process.
GAUUUGUCACCGGUUUAGUUUGACGCUGACUUCAUCGAGAACGGACAGUGUGAUGAGAGAGGCUCUUGUUGCAUACAACACUGCAAUGUUUUGUGACAGUUUAUAGACGACGAAGUCGUUUUGGAAUGUGAUAGUAAUUAAGCAAGUGAAUUUACCGAUCUGCUGUUACGCUUGGAUUUCUUUGUGUGCCAAGCCUGCUCAAGUUGUCAGUCACCUCAACAUUCCUACGACACAAGUAAGAUGUUCGAUCAAGUUGCCCACAAGAUCAAAGACCUUUUCAGGAAUCUUUCUGAGAAAGCUGAGAGGCACUCUGACUAUGCAUUGGUUAUCGAAACAGACUUCGAACAUGAAAAACACAAAGAUCACCUCGAAUCUCACAUCCCUGGUCUGAAUCAGUAUGGAACAUUUGAAGACAAUGUUGAAUAUAAUCAGUGCUUGAUGUUGAAACACGAAAUAGAAGAUGCUUUGAGGCAUGCCAGGGAAAGCAAACUGCAAUGUGAAAUCUUGUUCCCAUGUGGGCUAAUCUCUAAAAUAUCUCAAGAUGUUGUGCGGAUGUCACAAGAUGAACCGUAUGGUCUUCGUGGGUGCCUCCUGUACAUCAAUUUGGAAGGAAAAGACUCAAGUCGUAGAAUAGCCAAGAUUGACUGUGACCCAAGAACUGUGGCUACAUUUGAGCUGCACCUAAGCUUAAAAGAAGACAAUAGAGGCUGGGUAAUGAUUCAGAAACUGUAUGUUACAAUUAAAGGUUGUUUCAAGAAUUCCAGGUGGAGGUCCUUGCCCAAAAUUUUAUGUUCAGGUUUUCAACUGGAGAAGACAAAACUGUACCGGAGCAACAAUUAGAUUCAGCAAAUUUUGGUUGAGUCUAUCCAUGGAAGUUGAGAAUGUGGCAUACUAUGCAGCUAGUUUAGUAUGCAUGUGCGUGCAUGAGUAUCAGUUAUUGUUUACACUGGAGUGCUGGAUGAAAGAUGGACUGCAUGUUGUGAUAAAGCCUGUGUGAUACACCCAAACCGAAAACCAUCAUCAGAUGAUCACACAGAUAGGAGAGCAGAUCUUCAGGGCUCCUGUCAGUAAGGAUUUUUCAUAUACUGAACCUAAGACUGUGAUAGAAAAAGUUGGCACUGCAUUCAUCAAUUGAUUUUUUUUGUAGAUUUUGUUAGUUUUUAUUUUUAAAUUGUACAAAUUACCAAUAAUCUUCUAUUAGUACAAAUAGAGCACAGAAUAACAGUAGUUAUAUCUGUAACCUAAUGCACUUAGAUUGAGGCUCUUGUACAUAGUAUACAAGCACUUUCCCAUUUGUUUCCAUGCAGACAAAUGAUCUGCCAGUUUAAUACAUUACACUCAAUCUGUCAAAACGUAUAUAUAUUUAUGUUGCCAAAUGAAUGACAGUAUGUCAUACAACUGUACAAGUGCUAAUUCACUAACAGGAACCAGUCAUUAAGAGACAAUCAAACAUUUUGAAUAAAUGAAAUCCAGAUUUGUGAUAUCUAAACAUACCCCCUUUUUUAUUAAAACUUUAAAAUAUCUGAACACACACUUCAUUAAUGUCUUGUCUUUGUAAUUCAAAUGUUGAAAAAUGGUCAGAAUGGUCAGAUUUCACUUCAUGCUCUGUUUUGAAAGUGUCAUUGCUGUGCUAUGUUGUGCACCACUAUGCACUGUGCUAUCUCAACCCAAAUCCAAAUGGUAUUGUCGCAGAAGUGAACUUCUCCUUUUUUUAUGUGAAAAAUGGGAAAAAAAUGUUCUCAACCAUUUUUCCAACAUUUUAUUGAAAUAUUUACCAAUAUUUUACCAAACAAAAAAAGAAUAUGAUAUUUUCUUACAUCAAAGGAGUACCCAGUGUCUUAUAAAAUUACUAAUGUGUGGUUGUAUGAAAUGUUUCUUAUUGUUAGUAUCAUUUUGAACAAAAGCUUUUUAUUUACAAUUCAAAAAUGGAUUUUAGUCAUAUUUUCACUUGGUUUAACAUUUCUAACUUAUUUUUGCUGUAGAUGGUAAUGCCCAUGUAACUUAUUGUUGACAGAGAUUUGUGAUAUGACAUUAACUAUACUUAAUGGCAACAUACUAUUACUGCGGGCACUCUCUAUUGGCUUACAUUUCUGAAUAGUGUUUCAUUAUGAUCUGCUCUUGUUUAUGCUAAAUACUUUAUUCUUAAUUUAUGACGUCAGCAUUUACAGCUUACUGUUACUGCCAUCAUGUAAUGAGUGCAAUAAUUGAUUGCGAGGUUGUGAUAGCCCUGUCCGCAGACUGACCUGUCAGUGUGUGUUGUAUUUGCAUCGCACUAUAGAAGCCUGCAGCAGUAUUACAAUUCUACAAUAUCUGAUGAAUGUUUCAUACUUUUGCAUUUUCUUACAUUUUCAUUAAAUGUUCCCAGUUUUA